Molecule: messenger RNA, 683 nt
Organism: Hyaloscypha bicolor E
Lineage: Eukaryota; Fungi; Ascomycota; Leotiomycetes; Helotiales; Hyaloscyphaceae
Exons: 3
Coding region: 112-516 (134 amino acids)
Source: RefSeq, a predicted model, not a curated record
CUGAUACGUUGUAACGGACGGAAAGGCGCGGGUUGGUGAUGCUGGGGCAAAGUGGCUGUGGCAGUGCUGACGAAUCACAUAAGGGUGUUGAAGCCUAAACUUUCGUGGGGGAUGAGGUUGAGUACAGGUUUACCCUUGUUCCCACAGCGCGAGCUCGAACCACCAAGGCUGGUCACCCAUUUAUUUAGUUCUAUAUAUUCUCUCGAGCACCGCUCUUUCGAGCCCACCUCUCAUCAAACAAAUACCCAAACGUUAAAGAUUAUUUCGAGUCAAGCAAUCAUGGUCUCCUCAGACGCAGCAAUCGCAAUUGUCUUCGGACUUAUCGGUGCAAGCCUCAGUUUCGUUGGCGUCAUUAUUGCAUGUCUUACUUUACGCUCUAUGACAUUGGAAAGGUAUGAGCGGCAUCGGCGAGUGCGUGGAGAUGAUCAUGAACCUGUUUUUCAGCAUCUUCAUACGCAUCUCUUCCCGUCGUCUCAGCAACAAGGGCCUGGAAAUAGAGAUCUGAAGGUGGCGUGAAGAGCAUCGCUAUUCGCUACUUCUCAGAAAGCAACGUCCUUUAUUUUAUACUUCGACAUUGUGGUUCCCGUUCAAGACUCUUUCCACUUCGUCCACUCGGUCAACAACACAUGACUAGCGGUCUCCGGCGCCAAUUCCUUCAUCUAUUAUUUAUGGCAAGCUCCUUC